Molecule: messenger RNA, 1008 nt
Organism: Hydra vulgaris (swiftwater hydra)
Lineage: Eukaryota; Metazoa; Cnidaria; Hydrozoa; Anthoathecata; Hydridae
Source: RefSeq, a predicted model, not a curated record
AUGUUCUUUAUGCGAGAAAAAGAACUUUCAAAAAUUCAUCAAUAUUUUAACGAUUUACAAGAUAAUAAAAACUCAACUUUAGUAUUAUACGGAAUGUCUGGUGCCGGGAAGACACAACUUACCAGAAAAUAUUGUGAAAUCCAUCAUGACUUUUAUGAACAUUUUGUUUGGAUAGAUGCAGGAUUUGGAAAGUUACAUGCUUCAAUGAGGAAUCUUUAUGAAUUAUUAGGAUUUGUUGUUCAAGAUUCUCAAGGCAAUUCUUUCGAUGAAGAAGUGGUUGUUGAGAAAAUUCACAACUACUAUAAAAACGAAAAAACUCUGUAUAUUUUUGACAAUGUCGACGAUGAAAGCGUUCGAAAUUUGGGAAUGUUUAUUUCAAAGAAACCGAAUUCGUUUACUUUAAUAACAACUCAAUGGAGAACGUGGUCAAAUAAAGUAAAUCAAAUGUUAAUCGAUGGUUUUUCUUCUGAAGAGGCUUUCGAGUACGUAAAAAAUGGUAUAAAAGAAAAUACCGACGAAAACAUUAAAUACCUAAUUAAAGAACUUAGUUAUCAUCCGUUCGCUAUUACUCAAGCAAUAAAAUAUAUAAAGAGACAUAAAAUUUCCACACAAAAGUAUAUAGAUCGAUAUAAAUCAAAUCCUAUAGAAAUACUAGAUGAUAAAUACUUUCCAACGGAAGAAGAAUCAAAGUCUGCUAUAAAAGCAAUCAAUUUAGUGUUAAUAAAAUUAGAAAAAAAAAAAAUUAUUCCAUUAAAAUUACUCAACUGCUUAUCUUAUUGUAAUGGUCAAAGCAUAAAUAAAGAAUUUAUCAGGCAGAUCUUAAAACAAAUGACAGUAAAUGAAGAAUAUUUAAUAGAUGAAGCCGUUGGAUUACUAAUAAGUUAUUCUUUACUAGAUCGAUUGGAUGAUGAAAAAUAUUCAAUGCACGAACUGACACAGUUGUCGUCCUGUCCUGAAUCAGGAGGUCUUCAAAUAGUGGGUCCGGUGCAAUGCUUGUUGUUUUUGUAG